Molecule: messenger RNA, 382 nt
Organism: Aspergillus homomorphus CBS 101889
Lineage: Eukaryota; Fungi; Ascomycota; Eurotiomycetes; Eurotiales; Aspergillaceae
Product: NADH dehydrogenase [ubiquinone] 1 alpha subcomplex subunit 1
Exons: 4
Coding region: 79-366 (95 amino acids)
Source: RefSeq, a predicted model, not a curated record
CUUCACAGUCAAUCCCUCCAGAUCUUCAGUUCCCCCCGCGUAUAUCCGUUGCGUCCGUCGCUUCACUACCAACACAUUAUGGGUGUCCCCUUCGAGGCCUUGCUUCCUUUUGGAAUCAUCAUCGGUUCCCUCUCUGCCGGUGCUGGUGGUAUCUGGGCUUGCAAGUGGUUUAUGAAUGACGGAAAGACGGCGCGUUGGAACCUGGAUCUUUGGGAUAGGGUAAUGAUGGAGAGAGACCGCAGAAUGACUGGAAAAUUCCGAGCUCAAUCGUCCAACCAUGAAGCCCCCAAGGGUUUCGAAGUCAAUAACCCCUGGAAGUUGUUGCUGAGGCAGCGGGAUAGUCCCGUUAUUACGGUAGAGUUCUAAAAUGCUCAAAAAGAUC